Odontomachus brunneus is the source of this 868-nucleotide messenger RNA. RefSeq lists its product as uncharacterized. The record is from RefSeq and is a predicted model, not a curated record. The transcript has 2 exons. Lineage: Eukaryota; Metazoa; Arthropoda; Insecta; Hymenoptera; Formicidae. The annotation marks the transcript as partial.
UAUGAAGUAGCAAGGAGAAAGCUAAAAGAAGCUGAAGAACUGUCAGAUUUAAAUUCCGGUACAGAAAAAGAGGAAUAUCUUAAAAAAUCAAGGAAAAUUGGAGCUGCUAAAAUCAUGGAUACAUCAAGUAGCAGCCAAGAAAUGUUGAAUGAUGAUGUUAUUUCAGAUAUACUUAAAUUUCCAAACACAAAAAAGAAGUGCCAAAAACACAUAGAAAGAUGUGAUGCGAAAGUUAUACACUGAUGCAGCUAACGAAGAUAUUGCAGGCCCUAUCAAAAUAUUGUUGGCUUAUGCCAAAGAGCGCAUAAAGAGACAGAGCCAUAAAGAAAUUGAAAAUACACAUUAAUAUGUCUUUUAAGUUUUUGUUGUUCAAUUUGUAUUUCAUUUUAUUUUUUAGUUUAUUUUAUAUGUAUUUCAACAAAGAACAAGUGUUUGUGAGAUCUUCCCAUUGUUUGUAUUACAUACAUAAAUUUAAGUUUUUCUUCAAUUUGUAUUUCAUUUUAUUUUUUAGUUUAUUUUGAAAUGAAAAAAUAAAAUGAAAUACAAAUUAAGCAAAAACUUAAAUUUAUAUAUGUAAUGCAAACAAUGGGAAGAUCUUACAAAUAAAAAUUUUUGUUUCAACAGAGAAAAAGUACUUGUAAGAUCUUCCCAUUGUUUGCACUACAUAUGCAAAUUUUUCUUUUCUUGGAAGAUUAUAUUCCGAAUUUUCAUCAAAAAUUUAAUAUGCAGUAUGUGCUUGUAAUAUGUUACAUAAUAUAAUAAAAACAUUUAUAAAAUUUAAGAAAAAAAGUUAUUUAACCUAAUGUAAUCUAGGCAAUACACACACACACACACACAUACACAUAUAAUAUAGUAUAUGUGCAUGAUA